Molecule: messenger RNA, 372 nt
Organism: Clunio marinus
Lineage: Eukaryota; Metazoa; Arthropoda; Insecta; Diptera; Chironomidae
Source: the annotation of a GenBank genome assembly
AUGAAAUCACAUUUUAAAGGAGCUUUUGAGGUGAAAGUAAACAAAUCUGACAGUGAUAAGGUUUUCGAUCAUAAAAUUCCUACUAAUUGGCUGAACGUUAAAAAUAGCAGCACAGAACCACAUAUUGCAAUUAAAAUGAAAAUAAACAUGAAUAAAAGCACUUUUCAAGCCUUGUUUUCACAAUGUGAAAGUUUAAAUGUGCUCGUGAAGUUUAACCAUAAAGCGAGCUUUCUUUUCCGUGGUAGUAAAAGAAAAUGUUGGCGGAAAAUCAUAAAGCAAAAAAAUUUACAAACAACAAAGUCGGUGUCACUUGCAAUUGCGUCCUUUGUUGUGUUUCUGAGAGUGAAAUUGAAUGUGAAUUGCUUUAUGUAA